UCGCGCGUGCGCUGUGGUUCUUGGAAAGCAGCUGAAGCCGGACAACGCGGCGGCGGCUCUUCAAAGCGGAGCGCGUUUAGCUACCGUGGUCGCCGCCAUGAGUCGCAACUAUAAUGAUGAGCUGCAGUUCUUGGAAAAAAUCAAUAAAAACUGCUGGAGGAUCAAGAAGGGCUUCGUGCCCAACAUGCAGGUUGAAGGCGUUUUCUAUGUGAAUGAUGCUCUGGAGAAACUGAUGUUUGAGGAAUUAAGGAAUGCCUGUCGAGGUGGUGGUGUUGGUGGCUUCCUGCCAGCCAUGAAACAGAUUGGCAAUGUGGCAGCCCUGCCUGGAAUUGUUCAUCGAUCUAUUGGGCUUCCUGAUGUCCAUUCAGGAUAUGGGUUUGCCAUUGGAAAUAUGGCAGCCUUUGAUAUGAAUGACCCUGAAGCAGUGGUAUCCCCAGGUGGUGUCGGAUUUGACAUCAACUGUGGUGUCCGCUUGCUAAGAACCAAUUUAGAUGAAAGUGAUGUCCAGCCUGUGAAGGAGCAACUUGCCCAAGCUAUGUUUGACCACAUUCCUGUUGGGGUAGGAUCAAAAGGUGUCAUCCCAAUGAAUGCCAAAGACUUGGAGGAGGCCUUGGAGAUGGGGGUGGACUGGUCCUUAAGAGAAGGGUAUGCCUGGGCUGAAGACAAGGAGCACUGUGAGGAGUAUGGAAGGAUGCUGCAAGCUGACCCCAAUAAGGUCUCUCCAAGGGCUAAGAAAAGAGGCCUUCCUCAGUUGGGGACCCUGGGAGCAGGCAACCAUUAUGCAGAAAUCCAGGUUGUGGAUGAGAUUUUCAAUGAGUACGCUGCUAAGAAAAUGGGCAUCGACCAUAAGGGACAGGUGUGUGUGAUGAUCCACAGUGGAAGCAGAGGCCUGGGCCACCAAGUAGCCACAGAUGCUUUGGUAGCUAUGGAGAAGGCCAUGAAGAGAGACAAGAUUAUAGUCAAUGAUCGGCAGUUGGCCUGUGCUCGAAUCGCUUCCCCAGAGGGUCAAGACUACCUGAAGGGAAUGGCAGCAGCUGGGAACUAUGCCUGGGUCAACCGCUCUUCCAUGACCUUCUUAACCCGGCAGGCUUUUGCCAAGGUCUUCAACACAACCCCUGAUGACUUGGACCUCCACGUGAUCUAUGAUGUUUCGCACAACAUUGCCAAAGUGGAGCAGCAUGUGGUGGACGGAAAGGAACGGACACUGUUGGUACACAGGAAGGGAUCCACCCGCGCAUUCCCACCUCACCAUCCACUCAUUGCUGUUGAUUACCAACUCACUGGACAACCAGUGCUCAUCGGUGGCACCAUGGGAACCUGUAGUUAUGUUCUUACUGGCACUGAACAGGGCAUGACUGAGACCUUUGGAACAACCUGUCAUGGAGCGGGCCGUGCAUUGUCCCGAGCAAAAUCUCGACGUAAUUUAGAUUUCCAGGAUGUCUUAGACAAAUUGGCAGAUAUGGGAAUUGCAAUCCGUGUUGCUUCACCCAAACUGGUUAUGGAAGAGGUAAGUGAAAUUUUGAUAAAUAUUCAUUAUUUCCCAUUU
Molecule: messenger RNA, 1546 nt
Organism: Saimiri boliviensis boliviensis (Bolivian squirrel monkey)
Lineage: Eukaryota; Metazoa; Chordata; Mammalia; Primates; Cebidae
Source: RefSeq, a predicted model, not a curated record